GGUAGAAUUCUGAAAUCGGAUUCUCUUUUGUUUAAAAUGGGUUGAGAGAAAGAAAGAAAGAAAACGGAGAUGAAAGAGGCAAAGAAAGAGUUGAAAGCACUCAAACUCUCCAGACAGACAGUUUAAAGAAUCCCAGCUAACGUUAGUAUUUGCAGAGAAAAUCAAGCGCACAAAAAGAAUCGGUAAUAAAUGUCUGUUCAUCAAGUCUAUUGCUAUUAGUUUUGUAGAGAGAGAGAAUCCGUAACGGUAUUCCUACCUCCGACGACUGCUGCCGCUGCGAAUACUACCCUGGGGGAGGGGAAUUGGCUUCUGCUUUGAGGAAAGAAGACUGACAUGGACAGUACCAAUGUUUAUAUAUUCGUUAUUGCUCUUUUUGGUAUAAAUGUAUAUGGGAGACAAGUUUUAUAUGGGUGCUGCUAAUAUUGGGGAUGAAAGGAAACUGUGGAUUAGGGCUGGCUAUUGGUAAUGCUUUGCCAAUUCAAACUGCUGAUCUCAAUGAGUAUGAUUGUGAUUCAGAUGCAAGCCAUGAGGACUGCAAGUGAACCAAGUGGAAGGGCUAAAUGAAAUAGUUAAAGAUUAUGUGAUAGUUGGCCUCCAAUGGUUAUCAUAACAAAUGCAAGAUAUGAAUAUGAUGAAAACAGUAAGAUGGAGCUUAACAAGAAGUUUUCAAGGAGCAAAUUAACAUUAUCAGUUGAACCUUAGAUACGAAGGAAGAUGAUCUUGAGAAGUUGUGGAAGUCAUCACAAGAGAAAGUCAAGAAGUUGAAUGCAAAUCCUUCAGCCAUGGAAGUUGAGAACGGGACUAAGGAAACAACUAGAUUUAUGACAUUCCUAGCCGAAAAGAUGGAAGAAUUUGAAGCAGAGAGGCAGAAGCUGAUGAAAACUCACCAAGAGAAGAAAUUUGAAAUUAUGCAGAGUUAUUGGGGGGAAUUGCUUGACCUUGAGAACUAGUUGGAAAAAGAAGCCACUCUGCUCAUGUAAAAGUACACUCCUCAACGCUUCAAGGAAAAGACCACGUAAAGGCCAGAGUUUUAAAUAGUAAACUAGAGAUACAACAAUGCCAUGAAAAAAGAGGAAUGACAUCUUUUGUGGAGAGAAACAUUACUUGGACAAUAAGUAACAAAUGUGCACCAGUUCUGUUGUGAAAACCUAUACCAGUUUUUGAGACUUCAACUUUUGGAGUUUUGCUGUUUUCUUAAAUCCAUAGAUGUCUUGCCCUUUGAUUGUUUGGUAAAGUGUAUGAAAUAAAUUUAGCAUCUUUAG
Molecule: messenger RNA, 1262 nt
Organism: Rubroshorea leprosula
Lineage: Eukaryota; Viridiplantae; Streptophyta; Magnoliopsida; Malvales; Dipterocarpaceae
Source: the annotation of a GenBank genome assembly